Lutzomyia longipalpis is the source of this 1062-nucleotide messenger RNA. RefSeq names its product shematrin-like protein 1. The coding region runs from base 123 to 473 and encodes 116 amino acids. NCBI's taxonomy places the organism in Eukaryota, Metazoa, Arthropoda, Insecta, Diptera, Psychodidae. The record is from RefSeq and is a predicted model, not a curated record. The transcript is spliced from 2 exons.
UACUUACUCUUCUACAGAGACCAAAACCCAUAGUGAAUUGUGCAUUUUUUUUUAAUCCACCCUCUUGCUGCCUUACACCAAAGUGCCCAAACCAAAUUUUUUUUUACCAUAAAUCAACAAAAAUGGCUUCACUGAAAAUCAUCCUUCUGUUCGUUGCGGCGAUCGUUGCUGUUGUUAGUGCGGCAUCAACCCCUCUUGCAGCCCGCGCCAUUCCACAGAAUCAAGCUGAAGUCUUACAAGGAAGUGCAGCAGAGGCCCCUGGAGAUCUCAAAGGUUCCGCCUCGUAUGGCUAUGGAUUCUACGGCGGAUACCCUGGAUUGGGAGGCUAUGGACUUGGCUAUGGCUACCCCUACAGUGGAUUUGGCUAUGGUGGCUAUGGUGGAUACGGUGGAUACGGUGGAGGCUGGGGCGGAUACUACGGCUACCCCUACUACAGGAACUGGGGUGGUCUCUAUGGUGGCUACUGGUACUAAAUGACCAUAAACUAUGUCCAGAUUAACCAUCAAAUGCGCGCAUGAAAAAAAAAACGACACAUUGAGCCCCUCCCCCCUAUUUGACUUUACAUUCUCUCCUACACUACACCACUCUGCUUUACCUUUACCUAAAGACUUUAGUACAUGAUUUAUUCGCGACUCAGACUCAUCGGUCAGGCAUAAGGCGGAAAAUCUGCGACAGUUUAUCUUCUUCGAUCAACACGUUUUAUGCAUUUUUCUCACUUUGCACACAUGUGAAAUGGAAACUGACCUCAUUUUUCUUUUCUUGUUGUACCAUCAUAUAGAUUUCAUCAUCUAAUCAACGAUCUCAGUGGCCAUCAAAUUGGUAAACGCAUAAGAAAUCUUGACAUUGGAAACUAAAAACAUGCAUUGAAUCAUUUUUGUCUCUUCCUUUUUUUAAUCACUUUCCCUUUCAUUUGUGUGUUCAACUUCUUAGAAAAAAAUAUAUAAUGUAUAAAAGAUGUCUGUCGCCGAAGAACAUCGCUUUUUACAAGUUUUUUUUUGUAUGAAAUAUUUGCCUUUUUUAGCUCUAUCUUUAUUUUCUUUGUAAUAAAAUCUUUCUUCUCUA